AUGAGAAUAAAGGUUGUUGAGGUUGGCUCAGCUUUGGGUGAUUGGAUCCUUGUCAUGUUACAGAACAUGCUCAUGUAUCGUUGGGUCAAGAUGAUAUGGUUGGACUAUAUUUGGGUCUUGGUAGCUAAUUACCUCUGCGAGCAACAGAUUACGAACUAUCCGCACAAUUGGACUGAACCUUGA
Messenger RNA from Hansenula anomala, 183 nucleotides. RefSeq lists its product as uncharacterized. The record is from RefSeq and is a predicted model, not a curated record. The coding region runs from base 1 to 183 and encodes 60 amino acids. The transcript has a single exon. Lineage: Eukaryota; Fungi; Ascomycota; Saccharomycetes; Phaffomycetales; Wickerhamomycetaceae.